UUCUACUCCUGCCCUGUCUAGGAUCAGCGUAAAUAUUGAGCUGAAAUGGUGGCUAUGCUACGGAUAUCUGCUGACUGCUUUUUAGUGUCAUGGAUUUGGUGAAACAAUAAUUGGUGCCUAAUGUAGGAAAUUCACAGUGUUGGAUUGUAAACUUGAACUGGCAGACUGACAGAAGCUUGACUUGAAGCACAUGGGAAAAUACGGUAGACGCUGCUGUUUUUUUUACUGCAAUCACAGUAUUGAAGAUUGAAGCUGCUUUCUUUUAACUUGUUACCCAAAGGAAACUUAUUUUUUUCUGGAUAAUCCUAGUUUCUUGUUCAGUGCUAUUGAAGUGAACUGGACUGCAUGUUUUCAGCUCAUUGAAUUCCCCAUUGGAGUUUCUGCAGUGACUAGCUGCUGGAGAAAAGUGACUGUUCAGCACGGCAUCAUUGCCAACGGAAUAAUUGUCCUAUUCUGAUUCUGGGUCACACUUGUAUACUCCACCUUAUUGUACGGCCAGCCCUGUCUGUGUUCAUGUUUUUUCUCUCUCUCCCUUUUUCUCUCAUCUGGCCUGUGUUUAAUUGUACUGCGGUAGAAUUAAUUAAAUGAAUCUUCAUGUGAAACUGGUUUGUAGUUUCUCCUGGAUACUGCUUCGGCCUGAUGAAAACCUAUUGCACAGGAAAAAAAUCUUAGGCCUUCUGUUAUGGAGAGCUACUCGGUUUCUCUACGUUUGUAAAUCACUGAAGAUCUGAACCACAUGAUUUGCCUGCUUUUCUAUUUAAGGAAUGGUGUCAUGUCACCCAUAACAACAGCUACGCUGCAUCGAGGAUACUCUCUCAAAUAAGGAACCAGUUCAGUAUCACUGUAUGUAUUGGCACCAAGGCUGAUUUUUACACCGGAAUCGUUCUGUAAACCAUAUGGAUAAGAUCAGCAUAUCAUCUCUGGCAUAGUCAGUUGUUCUGAGUAACAAAAUAGGAUCAGUCGUUCUCCAUUAAAAAGUGGAGACGCUGUCUCUGAAUAAAGACUAUAAAAAUAGUGUAUAAACAGGAGAUCGGAUGAGCCGAGUGUGUAUUGUUGUUCUGGAGGAGGUGGAUGAUGAUUCUCCCAUUAUUACUUCUAAAAAGCUUCAGGAAAAGUAUGAGGAUGUGUCAAAGUCAAUUUCACCUGAAGAUGGAAGGCCACCACUGGUUCAGGCUAUUUUUAAUGGAGAUCCAGAUGAAGUCCGCAGCCUAAUUUUCAAAAAAGAGGAUGUCAAUGUACAGGAUGCUGAGAAGAGAACUCCUUUGCAUGCUGCUGCAUAUCUAGGAGAUGCUGAAAUUAUUGAACUCCUUAUUCUAUCAGGAGCUAGAGUUAAUGCCAAAGACAACAAAUGGUUGACUCCCCUGCAUCGUGCUGUUGCCUCUUGCAGUGAGGACGCAGUUCAGGUGCUUUUGAAGCAUUCGGCUGAUGUGAAUGCUCGUGACAAAAACUGGCAGACUCCAUUACAUAUUGCUGCUGCAAACAAGGCUGUGAAGUGUGCCGAAGCUCUGGUUCCCCUUUUAAGUAAUGUAAAUGUCUCCGACCGAGCAGGGAGAACUGCUUUACACCAUGCUGCCUUCAGUGGACAUGUAGAGAUGGUUAGCUUGCUCCUAUCCAGAGGUGCCAACAUCAAUGCCUUUGAUAAGAAAGACCGACGUGCUAUUCACUGGGCUGCCUAUAUGGGCCACAUUGAGGUGAUCAAACUGUUGGUAGCACAUGGAGCUGAAGUGACUUGCAAGGAUAAGAAAGCUUAUACACCACUUCAUGCUGCAGCUUCCAGUGGAAUGCUCAGUGUCGUCAAAUACCUACUAGAUCUUGGAGUUGAUAUUAAUGAGCCAAAUGCAUAUGGAAAUACUCCUCUCCAUGUGGCCUGUUACAAUGGCCAGGAUGUAGUUGUGAAUGAGCUAAUUGACUGUGGAGCAAAUGUCAACCAAGUGAAUGAGAAAGGCUUCACUCCACUGCACUUUGCUGCUGCUUCAACACACGGUGCACUGUGUUUAGAACUCUUGGUCAGUAAUGGGGCAGAAGUGAACAUUAAGAGUAAAGACGGGAAGACUCCAUUGCACAUGACAGCAAUUCAUGGCAGAUUCUCAAGGUCGCAGACCAUCAUUCAGAAUGGUGCAGAGAUAGAUUGUGAAGAUAAGAAUGGUAAUACUCCAUUGCAUAUAGCUGCUCGAUAUGGACAUGAACUUCUUAUAAACACACUAAUCACUAGUGGAGCGGACACUGCAAACCGGGGCAUCCACGGAAUGUUUCCACUACAUUUAGCAGCCUUAAGUGGCUUUUCUGAUUGCUGUCGCAAGCUCUUGUCCUCAGGCUUUGAUAUAGACACCCCAGAUGAAUUUGGCAGGACCUGCCUUCAUGCGGCUGCUGCUGGAGGAAAUCUGGAAUGUCUAAAUCUAUUGCUUAACAGUGGAGCUGAUUUCAACAAAAAGGAUAAAUUUGGACGGACCUCACUGCAUUAUGCUGCUGCCAACUGCAACUACCAGUGCCUGUUUGCUCUUGUGGGAUCUGGGGCCAGUGUAAAUGACCUUGAUGAAAGAGGUUGCACACCACUUCACUAUGCAGCAGCAUCAGACACAGAUGGAAAGUGCCUGGAGUAUCUGCUCCGAAAUGAUGCAAAUCCUGGAAUUCGAGAUAAACAGGGCUAUAAUGCAGUGCACUACGCAGCUGCCUAUGGGCAUCGUUUAUGUCUUGAACUUAUUGCAAAUGAAACUCCUCUAGAUGUAUUGAUGGAAACUUCAGGUACAGACAUGCUGAAUGAUUCUGAUAAUAAGGCACCCAUUAGUCCUUUGCAUUUGGCUGCUUACCAUGGUCACCACCAGGCUUUAGAGGUACUGGUACAGUCUCUCUUAGAUUUAGAUGUGAGAAAUAAUAAUGGACGUACACCGUUGGACCUGGCAGCUUUCAAAGGACAUGUAGAGUGUGUGGACGUGUUAAUCAAUCAGGGAGCAUCCAUUCUUGUUAAAGAUUUUGUGACUAAAAGAACUCCAAUUCACGCUGCGGCAACAAAUGGCCAUUCAGAGUGUCUACGGCUCCUAAUAGGCAAUACCGACCUCUACACAGCAGUGGACAUUCAAGAUGGAAAUGGACAAACUCCUCUGAUGUUGUCAGUCUUGAAUGGACAUACGGAUUGUGUAUGCUCACUUCUUAAGGGUGCAAACGUAGAUGCCAAAGACAAAUGGGGGAGAACUGCGUUACACAGAGGGGCAGUAACUGGUCAUGAAGAGUGUGUGGAAGCUUUACUUCAACACAAUGCUAACUUCUUAAUUCGGGACUGCAAGGGCCGCACAUCUCUGCACUUGGCAGCUGCUUGCGGACAUGUGGGAGUACUUGGGGCAUUACUUCAAGCUGCGUCAUCAAUGGACAUUGUUCCUACAGUUUCAGACAAUCAUGGUUACACACCUCUGCACUGGGCUUGUUAUAAUGGUCAUGAUACCUGUGUAGAACUUCUGCUGGAACAGGAGGUUUUUCAAAAACUGGAAGGCAACUCUUUUAAUCCAUUGCACUGUGCUGUAAUAAAUGAUAAUGAAGGUUCAGCAGAAAUGUUGAUAGAUGUCCUAGGUGCUAGCAUUGUAAACUCUACAGAUGGAAAAGGAAGAACCCCUCUUCAUGCUGCAGCUUUCACAGAUCAUGUUGAAUGUUUACAACUUCUACUCAGCCAUAAUGCUCAAGUAAAUACUGCAGAUUCAACUGGAAAAACACCAAUAAUGAUGGCAGCUGAGAAUGGGCAGACUAAUGCUGUUGAGGUAUUAGUUAGCAGUGCAAAGGCCAACCUUACCCUGCAGGAUAUGAACAAGAAUACAGCCCUCCAUUUGGCUUGUAGCAAGGGCCACGAAACUAGUGCCUUGUUAAUACUGGAAAAGAUUACUGACAGGAGCCUCAUAAAUUCAACGAAUACUUCAUUGCAAACACCGCUGCAUGUUGCUGCACGCAAUGGGUUAACUGUAGUUGUGCAAGAGCUUCUGAGCAAAGGAGCUAGUGUACUCGCUGUAGAUGAAAAUGGUUACACACCUGCAUUGGCUUGUGCUCCAAAUAAAGAUGUGGCAGACUGCUUAGCCCUUAUUCUGGCCACCAUGAUGCCUGUUUCAUCCAGCAGCACUUUGCCCACUCUCAGUUUUAAUGCCAUUAAUCACUACAGUAACCCUUCAAAGACUGUGUCUUUUGACUCUCUACCGAUAAUGAGAAGUGAUCAUAGCUCUUUCUGCAGUUUGAACAGUAUAGGCAGAGAAGAUGGUUACCCUUAUACUGAAGAUGAUGAACUAAACGAUUCUGAUUCAGAGACCUACUGAAUACACUGACUUGAACUUUCGCGAUGAAAGCCCUUGGAGCAUGCCCAUAGGUGGAUGGGUUUUUUUUAAAAUGAGCGCCUUCUGAACUCCCUUAGCCAAGCGGAGCAAUUAUAUUAUAUGUUUAAAGUUGAAUUUAUCAAAAAGAAGACACAAGAAUGCAGGUCUAUGGAACAAGAAACAAGCAGCUCAGACCUUGUGAACAAUGUAAGGAACUACGGACAAAGUCGAUGGAUGCCAAUAUUAUGUUAUUUUAAUGCUCUUUAUUUCCAGUGCCAGGAUCCAUUUCAACAGCAUACACUGGGUAAUGGUUUGAAUGAGAAGACUUUACAAUGCUGGGUGGAAUAGCACUACCUAAAAUUAAUGGGAACGGCCAAUCAAAAAUUCCUAAGUCUUAGGCAUUACUGAAUCUAGUGAAGAAAAUUGCGUAAAUAGAUUGGUAUAUAUCACAUCAUUCACUUGCAUGAUGAUCUACCAAAGGGACCAAACAAACUGAUUUUUAAAAAAAUCUUAUGUAAAAAUGAAACACAAAUAUUUAGAGAGCUGUAAUUAACGACCUCUCAAGCUGCAACUUUUAAAACUUGCUUUAACAGUAUUAAAGUUAAACAAUUCAGAUUUUGAUGUACAUUUGUUGAUCAACUCUAGGUCUUACUAGUUUUGCAUGACUAUAGUAAAGGCAUUGUGGUAGGGUGGGGAGGGAAAGAGAAGAAACAACUGGAACCUAUUUUUGAGCUAACACAAAUGCCCCUUUCCUACUUUUCUAGUUUGGUUUAAGACCAACGAACAUGGUGCAACCAGGGUGAUGCAUAAUUAAAUGUUAAAAUCUGCCAAGUUAUUGUGGAGAACUACUCAUUCUUUUUGCAGUUUUUUCAAACCUUACUUUUACCAGUGUAUUUUAUGAUAUAAUUGGUAUUUUAAAAUAGAUUUGUAGAUAUGGAAACCAACGAUACCACAAGUCUCGGAAAGUACGAUUGCUUGGACUUGCAAUGCAGUGAACUUAUUUUUAAUCGACAUUCACCUUUUAGAUGAUUAACUGUUCUACAGUUAUUGAAGCCGCAUUUGUACAAUUGUUUGCUUGGUUUCCAAUUUCUUCAGUGCCUUCAUUGUUGUCUGUUUCAUCUUCUGGAUGUACAUUCAGGGAGGGAGACAUAUGAAGUUGUUAGUAGGUGAGACCUUUUUCUCUGUUGAGAAUUUUCUUUUCAGCACCCCAUUACCAUUGGUUAUUUGCUUCCACGGUUAAACUCGUUUGACAGGGGUUUGGGAAGAACUCAUGCAGAAGGUCAUGGCAAGCAUAUUUUUUCAGUUGAAGCAGGCAGCAUUCUCAUUCUGUUUGCACAACUGAAGUAUGAUAGCAUUGCAUUUGGUUCUUUAAUGUCAGAAAAGGCUUUCCUGUUAUCUGCCCAAAUGGAUUAAUACCUAUUGCUUUUUUUAAAGACACUACUCGGUACAAAAUAGUUUUGUUAAAACAGUGCUCCUGAAAUGUAUUUAGUUCAUUUCAUUGCAAACAGCAGGCCUGGAGAGCACAAUAAAUGGCUGAAUUUGAUUCAGUUUAAUCCUUUAAGUCACUACAUUCUUAAAAGUUUAUUGUUGCAUUUCAUUCAGCAGUUCCUUUACUUAGUUGUAUAAUGUCAACUACUGUAUAAAUUUUACCUAUUUUGCCACUUUUUUUAGUUGGUGUGACUUUUCAGCAGUCUUGGGUAAAAGCCCUAAAAAGAACAGUUCCAUCAAACCAUGGUAUUUUAAUAACUGGAAUCCUUUAAAGUGCAAACUGAUUUCUCAAAAUGUUGAAGUGUGAAAUGGGACAAAAUCUGUGCUGUUUUGAUGUACCUUUGAUUUGUUUUAUUUUCUUUGAAGAGGUUAAGAUUAUAGCAUGUAUAUAGAAAUUGUGACUGCUUGGUUAUCCACCUGCAUUCUUUAAAUACAUUGCUGAGAUUAUUGUAUAUUUUAUGGAUAAUAAAACACAAAUGUGAGUUGUAUGUAA
Carcharodon carcharias (great white shark) is the source of this 6267-nucleotide messenger RNA. RefSeq names its product ankyrin repeat domain 28b (gene ankrd28b). Gene Ontology annotation, molecular function: protein binding; transcription cis-regulatory region binding. Gene Ontology annotation, cellular component: nucleus. Bases 1035 to 4289 code for a protein of 1084 amino acids. NCBI's taxonomy places the organism in Eukaryota, Metazoa, Chordata, Chondrichthyes, Lamniformes, Lamnidae. The transcript has 28 exons. The record is from RefSeq and is a predicted model, not a curated record. Gene Ontology annotation, biological process: positive regulation of transcription by RNA polymerase II.